Messenger RNA from Humulus lupulus (European hop), 1605 nucleotides. RefSeq lists its product as uncharacterized. NCBI's taxonomy places the organism in Eukaryota, Viridiplantae, Streptophyta, Magnoliopsida, Rosales, Cannabaceae. Bases 1 to 1605 code for a protein of 534 amino acids. The record is from RefSeq and is a predicted model, not a curated record. The transcript has 2 exons.
AUGGCUGGUGGUGAAGCAUCUUCUCACAAUCUUCACUCCUCUACGCCUAUUGUGGGUGAGGGUGUUCAUGGGAGGAGGGUAGACUUAGAAGGUGAUAGUUCUAGUGAAAGUGAUCUCAACAAUGAAUAUCAAGGUGAUCCUGAGUAUGAACAAAGUGAUGAUGAAUUGGUUGUUGAAGACAAUGCAGAAAUACAUCUAAAAGGACUAGGGAAAAGGGUAGUAGAGAUUGAUGUAGAAGAUGUGUCAUUGGAUAGCUCUGACAAAGAGUAUACACGAGAGGAUAGUUCUGAUGAUGGGGAUGUUUCAAAUGAAGAUGAACUCAGCAAGUUACACAAACCUAAAAGGCAAUCAAAAAAAAGAAAGCUACCUGAUUUGCUUGAGUUUGAUGUUGAUGCUGAAAUGGAGAGACCGCUACUAAAGCUUGGCUUAGUAUUUUCUUCUGGAAAACUAUUCAAACAAGCAGUCAGGGAAUAUGCUAUACAGAAUGGAAGAGACAUAUGGUUCAAAAAGAAUGAUUCUCAUAGGGUUCGAGCACAAUGUAGAGGUGUUGAAUGUCCUUGGGUGUGUUUUGCCUCAAAGAUUGAUGAUAGUUCAACAUUUGUCAUCAAAACUUAUGUUGGUGAGCAUAGAUGCUCUAGGAAGCCCCAUAAUAGAUUUGCUACUUCAAAAUGGUUAAGUAAGAAGUACUUAAAUGAAUUCAAGAGCAAUGAUAAAUGGAGUAUUUCUUCAUUUAUGGAAAAAGUGAGCAAAGACCAUGUCAUUGAAAUUUCCAAAGAUAAGGCCUAUAAAGCUCGAAAACUUGCAACAAAAUCUAUUGAAGGCACUUAUGAAGAGCAGUAUGCUGCUCUAUGGGACUAUGCUGAGGAGAUUAAGUACACAAAUAAGGGUUCCACAGUUGAGUUUUUAACUGAAUCAGGAGACAAUGGGAGGCCACGUUUUAAGCGAAUGUGCAUUUGCUUUUCUGGUUUAAAAGAAGGAUUCAGUGCUGGAUGUAGGCCAGUAAUUGGGUUAGAUGGCUGUCAUAUUAAAGGACCGCAUCCUGGACAACUAUUGACUGCUAUUGGGAUCGAUGCAAACAAUGGCAUGUAUCCUGUUGCAUAUGCUGUGGUAGAGAUUGAAAGUAAAGAUUCUUGGAGUUGGUUUUUAAAUUGUUUGAGGGAUGACUUAAAAAUUGAGAACUCCAACCAUUGGACAUUCAUCACGGACAAGCAAAAAGGCUUGAAACAAUCAUUAAAAGAUCUAUGGGAGGAAGGUGUACCUGAGGCAGAGCAUAGGCAUUGUGCAAGGCAUUUGGAGAAGAAUUUUAUCAAAGUUUACAAAGAUAAAAAGCUCAAGGAGCUCUUAUGGAAGGCUGCAAGAGAGGUUAGUGUUCGUAGGUUUGAAGGUGUGAUGGAAGAGAUUAAGAAAAUUGACGAGUCUGCUUUUGAUUGGUUAAUGGAAGCAGGGCCCCAACAUUGGAGCAGAUCACACUUUAGGACUCAUCCAAAGUGUGACAUUUUGUUGAAUAACUUGUGUGAGACAUUUAAUGGGACAAGGGCAAUAUUGGCUGCAAGAGAUAGACCAAUAUUAUCCAUGCUAGAAAGAAUUAGAAUGUAUUUACUAUAG